Messenger RNA from Camellia sinensis, 1122 nucleotides. Lineage: Eukaryota; Viridiplantae; Streptophyta; Magnoliopsida; Ericales; Theaceae. The record is from RefSeq and is a predicted model, not a curated record.
CUAAAUUUUUACUUCGAUUCUCUCUCACUUUCUCUUUCUCUCUCACAAACACACACAAACAAACACAAUCGCAUUUUCCUUUAUUUUCUUUCACUUUCCUUCACUUUCUCGGACUAUGAUUCUUGCUUCUAGUCCAAUAUUUCCUCAUCCGCACUUGAUUUUCUUCACUUUUUCUCACUACAAUUUUUGGUUUCUCCUCAUCGGUACUUGAUGUUAUGGUGUAGAAAUCGAAGAAAGGAUGGGGAGGGGGAAGAUCGUCAUAAGGAGGAUCGACAAUUCUACGAGCAGGCAAGUGACGUUUUCCAAGAGGAGGAACGGAUUGCUGAAGAAGGCGAAGGAGCUGGCGAUCCUGUGCGACGCGGAGGUAGGAGUUAUGGUGUUCUCCAGCACCGGCAAGCUCUACGAUUUCUCCAGCUCCAGCUCUGAAUUGGAGUCUUCUUCUCAUGUCCUGCUGCAUUGCCCUUUUUCUUGGUCAAUCUGGUCUGCAAUUGUUGAGGAAUGGGGAUUAUAUUGGUGUAUUCCUAAAUCAGUCGAUGGUCUCCUUUCUUGGUGGAUGAGUGGAAAAUUUCAUAAGUUUGACAGAUUAAUUUGGAGAGCAAUCCUCUUAAUUGUUCUUUGGUCUAUUUGGAAACUUAAAAAUGAAUGUGUGUUUUCUAAUGCACAACCCAUCUCUUCUGGUCUUCUAGAACUCAUCAAGUUCAGAUCUGCAGUUUGGCUCAAAGCUUCCAUUAAGGAUUUCCCCUACACAGUUGAUGAUCUUGUCUUCAACUGGAGACAGAUCAAGGGUGGAGCUUACUGUUUUUUUUUUUUUGGAGUUUUCAGCUAUCUAUUGGAAACUGCUAUGCAGCUAUCUGGAUUGAAGUCUGUUUGUUCUGUUGUAAUCUGCCCUGUAAUAUACUCUGCCUCUGUUGAAGUCUACCUCUUCUGUCUGCUGUUCAUAACUGCCCUGGUUUUGUUUCUGGGUGUUUGAUCUGCUUCUGUUGAAGUCUUGUGCAGUGCAUUGCAGUGUUUUGUAUGCUAUUUUUGGUUCUAUUAUGUAUUUCUUUGCUUGUUCUUUGCUGUUGUUUUUUGUUUUCUUUUUCUCUCUUUUUGUUGGUUUCUCACCAACUAGGAGGUUUGAGC